AUUUAAUUGGUAUAAUUACCUUCAACUUGCUGUAAGAUAACAUUAACCAAUAUACAUUCGGUGUUGCAAGUAAAUUGCUAUCGAUUAUCUAUUUCCUUGGUGAAACAUUUCUAAGAUAUUAAAUAUUAAAACGCCAUACACUUCGUAACACAUGGUGAAUGACUAGAAAGUAACCGCAAAGUUAUUCGUUUUCUUAAGAGCGAAUGUCGAUUUAGAUUCGUUUGAUUAUCGGUCGUUCAAUUUCGAGUUUCAAUUAUCGUGAUGCGCUCCAUCACCCUAGAGACGAAACAAUUUAUCUUAUUGUGUAGGCCAGAAGGGAUCUUUUUUCCUUUCAAUGGGAUGACCUAGAGGAAAAAUACAAUCCGCGGAUUAGAGGAUUUGAUCGCCGCCGGAAGCAGGAGUGCACGCUAAUCCGUCAUUGACCGAGUCGAUAAAAUUUUAGACGUCGAUUUGCCCCCCUUAAGCGAGCCGUAAUGUCUUGCCCUAAUACCCCGCUUGGGAAAUCUCCCAAAAAAAGGUCUCUUUCGCUUUUUGGUUUGGCCGUCGGCAGGAGGCAGUCUUCCAAAUGGCCCUUCUGGAAGAACUUAUAUCUAUGUGAAUGAGUGCACCCUCCCGGAGCUAAGUGCUUUUCUAUGUCAUUACUAUAAGUAAUAUUACUUCUUCAUACAAAAUUCGUAGUAUAGAAAAUUUUUAGAGAAAGGCGAAAUUUGAGAUAAUCUUUUAAUGCUAUUUAACGAGUUUAAAUUUAUGUACGGAUAAUAUUCUUUAUAAAACAUUUGAAGGAAAUAAAGUUUUCUCUUCGCAAUUCACUAACAAAUUCUUACAGAAAAUACCAACAGGUGUUGGGCGCCAAAUAGAAGCCAACGACCGACGACACGAGUACCAUUUAUUUUUUCUUUUCGUUCUCUGUGUACGCUUUCGCCAAUCUUGAAAAUGAACUGGAGGUAAAUAAACGAAAAUCCCAGUGGGAGAACCGUGAAAAUGACGUUGAAAGUAAUGGAAUUUACAGUAUCCAGUUGCUAAAAUAUCGGCUUCAAAAAGGAUGUUAAAAAAAAUCGAGUCGCUCGAGUGCGAUAAGUUCGAGUUUAAGUCGGUCCCCUUGUCGAAAGCUUGGAGCUUUAAAUAUGUCCCGCGCUAAGUGCAAUAUUCCCGACAGGAGAACCCAAGCUUAGAACUCGGCCGAAGUUUGGUAAACGAGAAUUGUGACCCCGGAGUGAUUUUUCAACAUCAUUUCUCGACAAGGCCAGAUAAGAGGUAAAACGUGUUAGGUGAACAGUAAAAAGUAAAAACUAUGUUGUUUUAAAUGAACGUUUUUAAAAACAAAUUAAAAUUUUAAACUCAAUAAAAGGGUCCCAUAAAUUUUAAUACUCAGGUGGAAGUGUGUAACAUAAAGAUAUAAGACAGGGAAUUGUCGGCCUUCUAUAAAUCGUAAUGUAAAAAUUUCGUCCACACCCUCGACUUCCUUCUGUCUUCUGGCCCUAUAUAUAAAUUUAUGCGUUCGGCGUGCAGGAUAAAAAUGUGAAGUGGUUGACUUGUAAUAAAAUCUGCCCUGACAGAUGCUUCCCGAGUUAUAUUGCGCCUCUUGACAUACCCAUAAUAAAACGUCCUCGCGACUCCUGGCUCUGCUCCAUAACAAUAUAUUUUACCCGCGGAAUGCCCUUUAUUUCCGGUGAAUUAUUCUAUUUUUCUUCGUACCUCGCUUGGAGGUUGAUCGUAUGCGCAAGAAAGCUCCUAACGGGAUUUUUCGAGAACGUAUUCCUGUAUCUGAAUUGUACACUGUCCGGGGAAUAUUCCACAUCGCAAUAUCUUCUCGGAAUUUCAAAUUAUCAACGUAUACAAUGUGACCUUUAACUUGAAUCGCAUUCAUUGACCUUGUUUAUUACUGGUUUUGAUGCGAAAAUGAUCACAUUAACUCUUGUCUUUGGGAUUAUAAUUUUUGUGAUAUUCACCUAUAAAAAUUAUAUUAAACAAUAUGAAGGUAUCAACAAACUUCCCGGCCCCUCUACUUUUCAAUUAAUUAAAGAAUUAUAUUUUAAUGCGUCAUCAAAAGGGAUAAUCGCCUAUUUGCAGUCGUUAACAACGAUUUAUGGCCCAAUUGUAAAAGUUUGGAUGAAACCAUUCCCACCUUUGAUUAUUACUAAUGAUAUGGAGUACUGCAACAAACUUUUUAAAGCAAACGAUCACUUUGUAACACCUAGUUUUGGGGAAGUAACUUUUAUAGAAACGAGUAUUACUUUGAACGGGAAUUAUGAGGAGAGGAUGAAAGAUAAGCAGAUAAUAACAAAAACAUUAAACAUGAAGUAUAUAGGAGAAAAAUUAAGUAUUUAUGACGAAAGAUAUAACAAGUUAUUGGAUAUUAUAAGAAAUAAUCUAGAAAAGCCUAUUUAUAUAGAAAAGGAAUUUCAUAAAAUAUUUAUCGACGUAUUAGUAGAAACUUUUAAUCAUCCCAAUGUUGAAAUAAAUAAAGAAGAUAUUCAAAAAUAUAAUAAAAAUAAAGAAGAUUAUUUCGAUUUGUUAAUGAAGAAGAUGAAUUCGAUUAAAUAUGUGGGCUUUCUACAUAAAUUUAGUGAUAAUUAUAAAUCGAUGAGGAAGUGUCACAAUGAAAUAAUGGAAUUUGUGUGGAAUUGGUUAGAAAAGUUUAAAGGGAUUGACGAAAGUUUGAGGGACAAAUCUAAUUUAAUUUGUGCCAUGAUUGAAAAUGGAAUGCCUGAAAGAAGAAUCGUUGAUAAUUUAAAUACAUUAAUAGAAGGGGGACAUGAAACAACUAUUCGACCAUUAUCAAUGGCAUUAAGAAAUCUUGGUGAAAACUUGGAGAUUCAACAAACUCUUUUUAAUGAAGUUACAAACAUUAUUGGCACCGAUAUUAAAGAAGUAACCAUGGACGACAUAAAUAAAAUGACGUAUUUGCAUGCUUUUAUAAAAGAAUCGAUUCGAUUGUACAUGUCAGUACCAUUUUUAGAUAGAAUAACUAAUUAUGACAUGGAAAUAGGUGGUACAAAAAUUCCAAAAAAUACCCAAGUUUUCUUUGACAUCCCAGGUAUAUUAACAUCAGAAAAAAAUUACGAAGAUCCUUUAAGUUUCAAACCGACGAGGUUCUUAAAAGAAAACGCUACCUCAAAAUCUCAAAAAGCGUUUUUAGGAUUUGGAUACGGAGUUAAAGGAUGCCCAGGAAAAUUUAUUGCUUAUACUGCAAUGAAGUUAUUUAUAAUAAAGAUUAUAAGGGAAUUCGAGAUUGUACACGUUGAUCAUAAAAUUGAAUUUAUGGCCGAUUUAUUUUUUAGAAGUACAAAUGGUAUACCUGUAGUAUUUAGAAAACGAUUACAAUAAAGUCUAAACCACAAUCAACAUAGUUCCAUCAAUA
Messenger RNA from Onthophagus taurus, 3361 nucleotides. RefSeq names its product cytochrome P450 4C1-like. The record is from RefSeq and is a predicted model, not a curated record. NCBI's taxonomy places the organism in Eukaryota, Metazoa, Arthropoda, Insecta, Coleoptera, Scarabaeidae. Gene Ontology annotation, molecular function: monooxygenase activity; heme binding; oxidoreductase activity, acting on paired donors, with incorporation or reduction of molecular oxygen.